Caenorhabditis remanei is the source of this 393-nucleotide messenger RNA. RefSeq lists its product as uncharacterized. Bases 1 to 393 code for a protein of 130 amino acids. The record is from RefSeq and is a predicted model, not a curated record. The transcript is spliced from 3 exons. Lineage: Eukaryota; Metazoa; Nematoda; Chromadorea; Rhabditida; Rhabditidae.
AUGGUGGUUUCAUUCUUGCAAGUCAUCCUAGUCUCCGUGGCUAUUAUCGGUACCUACCAACAAGUACAAAUCAAGUGCUACGACUGUGUUACCCCACUCGGCGUGGAUGACGCCAACGACUACUGUAACGCAAGUUUGUACUGCAAAGGAGUCUACUGUACAAAGGGACCGGACGCCUUGUCAAACGGAAUCUAUCACGGAUGCAUUGACAAUCCACCAAUUGAUACCGCAGGAGCGUCUUGCAAACUAGUCACCAAUUCUUUGGGUACUCACACGAACUGUUUCUGCAAGAACAUUGACUUCUGCAACGACUCUCCGGCCAUUCGUGAUAGUCAAAUAAUGCUCGUCGCCUUCCUAAUCGUCCUGACCUUCUUCUAUCUUUACGUACAAUAA